CCCCUCUCUGCUUGCAUUUCUCGCUCCUCUCAUCCCCCCUCUCUGCUUCCAUAUCUUCUUCUCCCAUGGCUUCAACCUUUCUCCUCAAUUUAGCCACCGGCGAAGACGAUUCACAUUUCAAUUGCAGAGCAGGUCACAUAAAACAACAUAUAUACAAUUUACUAUAUCUAAUGAUGAAAUUGGAGCUUGGUAGACUCCGAUCUCGCCGGAGAAGGCUUCCAACCAGAGAUGGAGCAGUCUUGUCGGAGGGAUGUCAGUGCAGAUCUGAAGUUGUCUUGCUGGAUUGGAGGCAGCACCAGAGAGAUUCACUGGAGAGCAAGCUUGGUGGUCACGGCGGCAGUGGGCGUCAUCGGAGAAAAUGGCGGUGGUGGGCGGCGUCAUUGUACACGGUGGUGUUCUGUGGUGUGGCCGAGAGACAUAGCCCGCAGCGGUUGUGUACUGUCCAAGUAGAAACAUGGUGCUGGGGACCAGCUUUUCCUCGGUGGGUCACAAUGUUGUAAGGCUUGUACCCCUGUGGCAACAGAGCCUCCAUGAUCUGCUGAAUAAAUGACUCAGGAAUCCAGACAUCAUGAUUGAGAUUGACCCUGCCAUCCACCGCUCUGUUGAGUUCAUCAAGAUGCCUUCUGAGAUCGUCAUCAUCCCGGCCAUCCUUAAAAAAAGUGUGGCGCACAAACCCUCAGAGUAAGGAUAAGACUGGUCAACAUUUAGGAUUCUAAUUUUAGGUGCGAAAUGCUGCUUGGAGCUUCUGGGGGCCAUUUUGUCAUUUUGAGCGAACUGGGACCACAAGAUAAGUGCUAAAAAUCUCUCCUACGGUUAUUUAGUAAAAAGAAAAAAAAUCAUAAAUUGAAACGUUAAAAAAGAAAAAAUUAAGUGGGAUAAUUAUUGCUUUUACUCUUGUUAAGUGUGUCUAAUUUUAACAUUGAACAACGGACUAAUGAAAUUUGAUCACUCAAGUACGCCGGACGAGCACACACACUCGUACACUGGUCGAGCACCCACACUCGCACCACCGGGUCAUGUCAUAUGAGUGUGACGAUUUAUAAGCUCCAAUAUAAAUGUUAAUACCGCACACUCUUGACUACAUACGAGUUCUUGCGUGCUCUUACCUCUUUAUAGUGCAUCACACUCCGACCUCGGGGGACGAGUCAUCCGUUAUACGACUUCACAUGUGUUAUUGCACUCUUUUUCCCUUGAUCAAGGUUUUGUCCAACUCGAUUCUCCUUGCCAAGGUUUUUAACGAUGCACCAUUUCCUCUUUGAUUCCGGAUCAGGCUAAUAAAGCAGCUCGGUUGGUGGCUAGUUUGGGCCUGCAGCAGGCUUUCAGCUGGAGAAAAGGUGAUCCUCUUCCAUUGGAGAUCGUUGGUGCAUUACUUCUUGACAAGAGAUCUACUCCUUACAUCUUUUGAGUAGAUUUUUUUCUCCUUUCAUUUACUUUGUUGUUGAUAAGGUUUUUCUUUUUGAGGUUUAGAUAGACUCUUUUUAGAGUUUGUCUAGCUCUUCUUUAGCAUUGUUUUUCUCAUUGGUGUUCUUCUGAGAGGUUUUGGUUCGGUCCCUCUCUCUGAUUUAUACUGGAUAUCAUCUUAAUAAGAUAUAGGUGAAUGUCCCCCGACAUUCGCCCCGUCGAUGGGUGGUUUACCUUCCGGUUAUACAAAAAAAAAUCUUGUUAUUUUUUUUAAUAAUGUACAUCCAUGGGGAAUUGUUAUGUAAUUACUAUGUACGUGGAUGUUCACAAAGUCUAGGUCCAUAUACAUUGGCCCAUCUCAAUAAUGUAACCCUACCCCAUCCCUCUUGUACAUACAUAUUGCAUCCCUCUUGUACCCCAUCUCAAUAAUGUAACCCUACCACAUCCCUCUUGUACAUGUUAAUGAAAAGGGAUGCUUGAAUUUGGUUUACGAUAUUUGAUUAGUACUCCAAGUCCUUAUUUCAUCAUUUAUAAAUAUUUAAAUUAUUGAAAUGCGUGCAAUAUUUGAUCAACAGUCAAACUAUGGUAUCGAUAGAAUUGGCCUUCAAAUAAAUACUCUCC
This is a messenger RNA of Cuscuta epithymum, 2022 nucleotides long. The record is from the annotation of a GenBank genome assembly. Lineage: Eukaryota; Viridiplantae; Streptophyta; Magnoliopsida; Solanales; Convolvulaceae.